Medicago truncatula (barrel medic) is the source of this 354-nucleotide messenger RNA. Its product is annotated as ethylene-responsive transcription factor ERF096. The record is from RefSeq and is a predicted model, not a curated record. Gene Ontology annotation, molecular function: DNA-binding transcription factor activity; DNA binding. Gene Ontology annotation, biological process: ethylene-activated signaling pathway; regulation of DNA-templated transcription. The coding region runs from base 1 to 354 and encodes 117 amino acids. Lineage: Eukaryota; Viridiplantae; Streptophyta; Magnoliopsida; Fabales; Fabaceae. The transcript has a single exon.
AUGAGUGAAGACGGAUCAAGGGAAGGGACCAAAGACGACGGCGGAUAUGUCAAGUACCGAGGCGUUCGUGACUCCAAUAGGAAAGGUCAGAAUAAGGUGUGGCUAGGAACUUUCAACACUGCUGAGGAAGCAGCUAGAGCUUAUGAUAGAGAUGCUUUUAAUAUGAGGGGUUUUUUAGCAAUCCUAAAUUUCCCAAAUCAGUACAAUAUGUUUGCUGGUGCUGCUUCUGAUGCCGCUUCAGGUUCUGGUUCAUCAUCUUCAAGGAUUGCUAAUGCUGGCAAUGGAAGAGUGUUUGAUUUUGAGUACCUGGAUGAUAAUUUAUUGGAGGAUCUUCUUGAUGAUAAUUUAUUUUGA